AUGGCCAACAAUAUUGACGCUAGAGAAGCUGCUCGUCAGGCGUACCAAUCAUCACUAGUUGACUUGACUCGGAACGAUAGGAACUUGAUUCUGAGUCUUACUGAGAUUGCUAGGGAGAACGAACGUUGGGCUUCUACUAUUGUCGAUGUCAUUGAAUCUCAAAUCAGAAAUGCUCCAUCGGCUCAAAAGUUACCCGUACUCUACUUGUUGGACAGUAUUGUCAAGAACCUUGGCGGUGUCUUUGUUCUCGAGUUCUCACGCAACAUUGUAAAAACGUUUGCUCAAGCUUAUGAUUCUGUGAGUUGGGAAGAUCGUGCUAGAAUGGCCAAAUUGGUAGAAAGCUGGAAGGUACCACCUCCUCCACAUUCUUCAUCAAUCUUUGCGUCCAUAUUCUUGUCGCAAAUGGAGGACAAGAUACGGAGUUCUCAACCUUACGCUGGUCAAUCUACAUUUGGACUUGGCACGUUGCCAAUACAGCAAGCACAACAACGACAAACACACAACAUGUUCCCAAUACAAAUGCAACCUCCUGCUCCUGGUCUACCACCUAUGAGUGGAUCCAUCUUUGGAGGCUCGCAGCCAUCAAUGUUACCACAGUUGCUGCCACAGCUGCCACACCAGACUGAUUUGACUCGACAACUGGUGUUGAAUACGUUGGUUUCCGAAGCUCAAACUGUUAUUGCUCAAAAGAGAUCCAAGUUGAUAAUGAACCCCAUGAAUCCAAUAGUACCUGGUGAAAUAGAACUAUUGCAACAGGUCUUGACAUCAGUGGCUACCCAGCAUAUUGAAUUAACAAUGUUGCAACAAUUGCUGGACCAAGUUCGACAAAUGAAGGAAGCUCCUCCACUCGUCGUUGUUCCACCCCCUUCACUACCACCACCACCUGCACCAGUUGUCGUGCCACCUACAUUUACUAUGCCACCGUCUCUAUCCAGUCUAGGAACUCCUGCUAGUUGGACUAGUAUAUUGAACAAAACCUCAUCAGCUGGAUUGGUGCCUCCUCCUCCUACCACUACAGGUGCCUCAACAACUCCAGACAAGAAGAUUAUGCGUAUGCAAGAUUUGCCUAGAAUAUUAUUGAACAAUGAUGACAUUAACAGGAGAAUUGACGGUGCAGUUGCUUUGCUAUAUGAUGCUAUACCUACACAAUGCAAACAAUGUGGAAGAAGGUUUAUGAGCACUGAGGAAGGCAAAGAGCAAAAUUCAGCACAUUUGGACUGGCAUUUCAGAGCAUCAAGAAGGCAACGUGAAAAGGCCAGGAAGGCUGUAUCGCGAGAUUGGUAUUUGCCAGAGAAUGAGUGGUGUAUUGAAAAGGAAGCUGAUAUCAAAGACAAACAAGUCCAAUCCUCCUUCUUCAACAGUAUGGAAGCUGAGCUGACGCCAGACAAGGAAAUGUCUGAAGAAGGUCAAAAUGUCCCAUUGGAGAAUGGUGCGAGUGCUUGUCCUAUAUGUAAUGAGUCCUUUGAAAAGUUCUUUGAUCAAGAAAGAGAGGAAUGGAUGUUUAAGAAUGCCAUCAAGUUGGAACAUAAGGCACGUAUUGAUUACUCUCGAAUGAGAUCCAUUCGUCCCUUCCGGCUAGUUUUGCCCAUAUAUCACUUCACAUGCUAUCGAGAUCACACACGGCCACGCGCCAAGAUGAGUACACCACCUCGAUCGCCUGGAGAUACCACUUCGUUGGGUAAACACAGGGAAGGGGAAGAUGAAUCAGUUGAAAGGAAGCGACUUCGUAUAUAA
Molecule: messenger RNA, 1734 nt
Organism: Synchytrium microbalum
Lineage: Eukaryota; Fungi; Chytridiomycota; Chytridiomycetes; Synchytriales; Synchytriaceae
Exons: 9
Coding region: 1-1734 (577 amino acids)
Biological process (GO): termination of RNA polymerase II transcription
Cellular component (GO): cytoplasm; mRNA cleavage factor complex
Molecular function (GO): ubiquitin binding; phosphatidylinositol binding; mRNA binding
Source: RefSeq, a predicted model, not a curated record